AUGGUGCGCGCGUAUUCUUCGAACCUGAGGGGCGCACUGUACCACUAUAUAAGCAGUGGGACGCCAAGACCACACCGCAAACGCACGGGCGCAGCCACCAGUUCGAGCUCUUUCCUCUACCAGCCAUCGCCGCGGGCCGCUGCGGUCCGCAGAAGCGCACAACUUCCUCGACAGCACUUAAGACAUGGAGAGUCCUUCCAAGCCCAGCCCGGCUAGCACUAGCUACGGCACCCCCAGAGCCAGCGACACGGAGGAACAACUAUAUGAUGCGCAGCCCACCGUGGCCUGUGCGCUUGCCGCAGGAGUAGACGGCGAGGAAAAGACAUCCGACCCUGAGCACGCGCAGCCCACCGUGGCCCCGGCGCUUGCAGCAGGAGUAGACGGCGAGGAAAAGACAGCGUCCGACCCUGAGCACGCGCAGCCCACCGUGGCCCCGGCGCUUGCAGCAAGAGUAGAAGGCGAGGAAAAGACAGCGUCCGAACCUGAGCACGCAGCCGAAGCAGAGAGCAACCCCGUCACAGGAGCGCUCAGCAGCUCGUACAGCGAAAAUGUUGCGAAAGAGGGCGGCCCCGAGGCGCCCCAGGGAGGGCAGGAGGAGCCACCCCCCGCGGCGGCGGCGGCCGAGCUACUGCCCCCGGUGAGGCAGCGCCGCGGCCGCACCGUGUACACGCAGUACCAAGUGCAAGAGCUGGAGGCAUUUUUCUACCGCAUUCAGUACCCCGACGUGUUUGCUCGGGAGGAGCUUGCUGCACGCCUGGAUUUGACUGAAACCAAAGUGCAGGUUUGGUUUCAGAACAGAAGGGCCAAAUGGAGGCGCCAUCAGAGAGCACAGAUGUUGAGAAAUAUGCAGCCCGUAUUCCUGGAUCCCGGCAUGGGCGUAUUCUUCAAUGGGCCCUAUAACGUUGUACAUGCUGUGGAUCCUGCUUGGGGAUAUGGUCCUGUAGUGCCGCAGCCCAUCAGGCCCCCUAUGCUGCCCAUGGUGCCUAUGCCACAUAGGCCACUGAUGAUGCAUAUUCCUCCCGGGGCACCUGUGCCUCCCUUUGGCAUGCCGCCUAUGGGUAUGGGGUGGGGCCCCGCCAUGCAUGAUCCUUUCGGGGAUCACAUGUGGUAAAGUUUGUUCUUCAUAACAGUUUUUCCAGAGGUUUUCUGCCAGUUAUAAAUUGUUGCAUUGUAUAGCACUUAUAGUAAUUUGUUAAAUACCUGUUAAGUGAAGUGUGUAAAGGAACAAAGUUAGUGCCUUAUUGUUUUCUGUAACCUACAUGACUGUACAAUAAAGAUGUGAAU
Molecule: messenger RNA, 1284 nt
Organism: Chinchilla lanigera (long-tailed chinchilla)
Lineage: Eukaryota; Metazoa; Chordata; Mammalia; Rodentia; Chinchillidae
Gene: Esx1
Product: ESX homeobox 1
Exons: 4
Coding region: 185-1111 (308 amino acids)
Biological process (GO): regulation of transcription by RNA polymerase II
Molecular function (GO): DNA-binding transcription factor activity, RNA polymerase II-specific; RNA polymerase II transcription regulatory region sequence-specific DNA binding
Source: RefSeq, a predicted model, not a curated record